Aphanomyces astaci is the source of this 1453-nucleotide messenger RNA. RefSeq lists its product as hypothetical. The transcript has a single exon. The record is from RefSeq and is a predicted model, not a curated record. NCBI's taxonomy places the organism in Eukaryota, Oomycota, Saprolegniomycetes, Saprolegniales, Verrucalvaceae. Gene Ontology annotation, cellular component: intracellular membrane-bounded organelle; membrane. Gene Ontology annotation, molecular function: ATP binding; ATP hydrolysis activity; P-type calcium transporter activity. The annotation marks the transcript as partial.
AUGCCGCUCCACAUCAAGGACUUGGUGCGUCUCGUGGAAACCCCCAAGGAGCAUGCGGCGGGUGCCCUCGCGGAGCUUGGCGGCAUCGAAGGCGUCGCGCAAGCGUUGAACGUGUCGCUGGAGCAUGGUCUGGACAGCGACAACACGGCCGACUUGGCCGCGCGUGAAAAGACGUUUGGCAAGAACUACAUUGAGCCCGAGAAGCCCCAGACGAUCUUUCAACUCAUGUGGCACGCGUUCCAAGACUUGACCAUCAUCAUCUUGACCGUGGCCGGUUUCAUUUCGCUGGUUCUGGGGUUCAUUCCGUUCCCCGAGUCGACCAAGAAAGUCAAGACACGGGAAUUGAGCGCUGGUGGAUCGAGCACGGCGUGGAUCGAGGGCGCGUCCAUCAUCUUCGCCGUGCUGAUCGUGGUGUUUGUGACGGCCAUCAACGACUACCAAAAGGAAAAGCAGUUCCGCGCGCUGAACGCCAUCAAGGAAGACGAGAAGAUCAAAGUCAUUCGCAACGGCGUGCCUGCGGAAGUGAGCAAGUUCGACUUGGUCGUGGGGGAUAUUGUCCGUGUGGACCUCGGCGACAUCAUCCCUGCGGACGGCUUGGUGUUUGACGAAAGCGACUUGAAGCUGGACGAAAGUGCCAUGACGGGCGAGUCGUUGCUGCUCAAGAAGGAUCGCAAGGAAAAGCCGUUCCUGCUGUCUGGCACCAAGGUCAUGGAAGGCGUGGGCAAGAUGCUCGUCAUUUGCGUGGGGGAAAACUCCCAGGCCGGUAUCAUCUCCAAACUCAUCAUGGGCAAGGGCAAGCGCCCCGCUGCUGAUGCAACUGCCGCCGUGGAAGACAACUACGCGGCCGUGGCCACCCCCAAAGACGCGCCAGAUCUGGACGAAGAAGCCGAAGAAGAAGAAGCGGUGUCGCCCCUGCAAGGCAAGCUGGACAGCCUCACGUUGCUCAUUGGCAAGCUCGGGCUGUGGACGUCCAUCUUUGUGGUCGUGGCGCUGGUCGUUCGGUUCUCCAUCGUCACAUUCGGCGUCGACGAGGAAGAGUGGAGCAACGAGUACUUCAAAGACUACCUCAACCACUUCAUCCUCGGUGUGACGGUGCUUGUGGUGGCCAUCCCGGAAGGCCUGCCUCUGGCCGUGACCAUUGCGUUGGCGUACUCGGUGACCAAGAUGCUCAAGGACAGCAACUUGGUGCGCCACUUGGACGCGUGCGAGACCAUGGGAAGUGCCACCACCAUCUGCUCCGACAAGACCGGCACCCUCACCACCAACCGCAUGACGGUCAUGGAGUGCUACCUCGGCAAGGUGGAAUUCAGCUCCGCGCCGUCGCUCCGACUCCAAGCCAGCGCCGCCACCAAGGACAUUCUCUGCAGCUCCAUCAGCAUCAACUCGACGGCCGAGAUUCUGCCGCCCAAACAAGUGGGGGCGCAACCCGAACACACGGGCAACAAGACCGAGU